Messenger RNA from Manis javanica (Malayan pangolin), 3868 nucleotides. It is a transcript of the gene TUBGCP4, whose product is annotated as tubulin gamma complex component 4. Gene Ontology annotation, biological process: mitotic cell cycle; meiotic cell cycle; microtubule nucleation. Gene Ontology annotation, molecular function: gamma-tubulin binding; microtubule minus-end binding. The record is from RefSeq and is a predicted model, not a curated record. Lineage: Eukaryota; Metazoa; Chordata; Mammalia; Pholidota; Manidae. Gene Ontology annotation, cellular component: microtubule organizing center; spindle pole; gamma-tubulin complex.
UCUCGGAAAUUCGGAUUCAGGACGACCGCCCGUCCCAGGGUCCUGUGCACGUGCCGAGAAGAGAACAUUUGCCUCUGUGGUCGCCCGGAGGGGCCCUGGAGGAGGGGGCGACGGAUACAGGGAAUCGAGGUCCGCCGUGGGAAUGAUCCACGAACUGCUCUUGGCUCUGAGCGGGUACCCAGGGUCCAUUUUUACCUGGAACAAACGGAGUGGCCUCCAGGUGUCACAGGACUUUCCAUUUCUCCAUCCCAGUGAAACCAGCGUGCUGAAUCGACUCUGCAGGCUCGGCACAGACUAUAUUCGCUUCACUGAGUUCAUUGAACAGUACACGGGCCAUGUGCAACAACAGGAUCACCACGCAUCUCAGCAGGGCCAAGGUGGGUUACAUGGAAUCUACCUAAGGGCUUUCUGCACAGGGCUGGAUUCAGUUUUGCAGCCUUAUCGUCAAGCACUGCUGGAUUUGGAACAAGAGUUCCUGGCGGACCCCCAUCUGUCCAUAUCACAUGUCAAUUACUCCUUAGAUCAGUUCCAGCUCCUUUUUCCUUCUGUGAUGGUUGUAGUAGAACAAAUUAAAAGUCAAAAGCUCCUAAAACCUUUGGAAUAUCCUAAUGGUAAGAAGAUAAAGAUUCAUGGUUGUCAAAUCCUGGAAACAGUAUACAAGCACAGCUGUGGAGGUUUGCCUCCUGUUCGCAGUGCAUUAGAAAAAAUCCUGGCCGUGUGUCAUGGGGUCAUGUAUAAGCAGCUUUCAGCCUGGAUGCUACAUGGACUCCUCUUGGAUCAGCAUGAAGAAUUCUUUAUUAAACAGGGUCCAUCUUCUGGUAAUGUCAGUGCCCAGCCAGAAGAGGAUGAGGAGGAUUUGGGCAUUGGUGGACUGACAGGAAAGCAAUUGAAAGAGCUCCAGGACUUGCGCCUGAUAGAAGAAGAGAACAUGUUGGCACCAUCUCUAAAGCAGUUUUCCCUGCGGGUGGAGAUUUUGCCAUCCUACAUCCCAGUGAGGGUUGCUGAAAAAAUCCUGUUUGUUGGAGAAUCUGUCCAGAUGUUUGAGAAUCAAAAUGUAAACUUGACUAGAAAAGGAUCCAUUUUGAAAAACCAAGAGGACACUUUUGCUGCGGAGCUGCAUCGCCUCAAGCAGCAGCCACUCUUCAGCCUGGUGGAUUUUGAGCAGGUGGUGGAUCGUAUUCGUAGUACUGUGGCUGAGCAUCUCUGGAAGCUGAUGGUAGAAGAGUCUGACUUACUGGGUCAGCUGAAGAUCAUUAAAGACUUUUACCUUCUGGGACGUGGAGAACUGUUUCAGGCCUUCAUCGACACAGCUCAACACAUGUUAAAAACACCACCCACUGCAGUAACUGAACAUGAUGUGAACGUGGCCUUCCAACAGUCGGCACACAAGGUGCUGCUAGAUGAUGACAACCUCCUCCCUCUGUUGCACUUGACAAUUGAGUAUCACGGAAAGGAGCAUAAAGAAGCUAUGCAGGCAAGAGAAGGGCCUUCUCGAGAAACUUCUCCCCGGGAAACCCCUGCGUCUGGCUGGGCAGCCCUUGGUCUUUCCUACAAAGUGCAAUGGCCGCUACAUAUUCUUUUUACCCCUGCUGUCCUGGAAAAGUACAAUGUUGUUUUCAAGUACUUACUGAGCGUGCGCCGGGUCCAGGCUGAGCUGCAGCACUGCUGGGCCCUGCAGAUGCAGCGCAAGCACCUCAAGUCCAACCAGACUGAUGCAGUCAAGUGGCGCCUGAGAAAUCACAUGGCCUUCUUGGUGGAUAAUCUUCAGUACUACCUGCAGGUAGAUGUGCUGGAGUCUCAAUUCUCACAGCUGCUUCAUCAAAUCAAUUCUACCCGAGACUUUGAAAGCAUCCGAUUGGCUCAUGACCACUUCCUAAGCAAUUUGCUGGCUCAGUCCUUUAUCUUGUUGAAACCAGUGUUUCACUGCCUGAAUGAAAUCCUAGAUCUCUGUCAUAGCUUUUGCUUGCUGGUUAGUCAGAACCUGGGCCCGCUGGAUGAACGUGGGGCCGCCCAGCUAAGCAUCCUAGUGAAGGGCUUCAGCCGCCAGUCUUCGCUCCUAUUCAAGAUUCUCUCCAGUGUUCGGAAUCAUCAGAUCAAUUCAGAUUUGGCUCAGCUACUGCUACGACUAGAUUAUAACAAGUAUUACACCCAGGCUGGUGGAACUCUGGGCAGUUUCGGGAUGUGAAAAUCUCUGCAAUCUCACCACAUUCCCAAGUCUCUAACAGAAGAUUAACAAACAUCCCAUUCUCUAGCCACUCACUGUCUGUCUGCAGCCGACUGAGAGGGCUCCUACCUUUUCUCCUAGAAGGUAUUUUACUAAACAUCCAUGGGUACAUCCUUCCCAUUCGGAAGGGUCUGUUCUGCCUUAGGGGAGUUCUUAAUUCGCCCACCAAGGGGGAUAUGUGGGGUGUGCUUUCCCUCUGCUGACCAUGGAAGAUCUGUUACAUUGAGAACAUUGUUGGAUACAUUCAUUUGUUGAGCACCUGCUAUCUGCCCUGGGAACUGUUCCAAGUGCAAGAGACACAGCAAUAAUAUAGAUUUAAAUAUAUAAUAUCUAAAGUUAGAUGUUGUGACUCAUGUGAAAAAAGAUUUAUAUUUAUAAACCGGUCAACUGCUGAUGUUACCACUGAGCAAGAAGGCACCACAUAAGAUGGACUUCUCUUCACCCCACAGACUCUCUUUCCUCCUCCUUCCAAAAACUGAAAUUUGAGUCCUCCAUCCUUAAGGAUCUUCAAAACUGUGACUCUGAAGAAUUUUAAAAAUAACUUCCAGUUAUUUCAAACUGUUAAAAAGGGCAGUUCUACUACUGACAGUGUAUUUAAAGUCUCCCCCCGCCCCCUCCCCCACACACACCCCGCACACACACCACACACACCCUCCUUAAGAAAAAAAGUUGAGGUCAAACUGUUUUCAAAUACUGAAAACUACAGGUCUGGUUUUCAAAGAACCAGAGGAGUUGAGGUUCUCCUAAUCUGGCUGAACCAUUCCUGGUAAUCACUAACGUUCAUAUCAGUAUGAACCAAAAUUAUUAUCCAUUGAGUAACUCCUUCCAAACUGAAGAGGAAUGCAGUAGUCUGGCUUCAGUUUGUAGCCACAGAAUCUGAUCCUCAUCUCUACAUGUUCUACUGCCUCCUACACCUUAUUCCCUGCGGCUGGCAGCUAGAGAGGACUCCUCUACUGCUGUCUCUGGAACAGAGGUUGGCAAACUCUGGCCCACCACCUUUUUUUUGUAAAUAAAGUUUUUGCUGAAGCACAGCCAUGAGCCUUCAUUUGCCUAUUGUCUGUGGCUGCUAUCAUGCUAUCACAGCAAAGGGGAGUAGGUGUAACAUACCAAAUAGCCCGCAAAGCCUAAACUAUUUACUGUUUGGGAGGAAAAAAUAUCGGUAACUUCUGCUUUAGGAAAUGAGAACAUCAAAUGGGAUGAUGCCUGGGGUAGGAAAGGAGUGGCUUCCAGUAACUGACAGUAACAUUUUGGGCCUCUGGCGAGAGCAUCUAACAUUUCCAAGUGUUAUUACCAUGUUUUUUUUUCACAUUGAUCCUUGCAAGGGUCAUCCUGUCAGGUGUACAGUCACUGCCCCUGCACAGCAAUUAGUCCUUUCACCUUUUAGCUCUUAAGAUCUCAACUCCUCUAAAGAGUUUUUUGAUUGCCAGGAAACAUAAGGCAAUAUCCAAAUCCACUCAACUUUUGGUACAACUUUUAUCCCGGGCCUACUAAAAAAUCAGGUUUGGGGAAGUAUUGAAUUCUAUCUAGGCCAGGAAAGUCUUUUGACAGUGAUGCCACAGAAAACUUUAAAAUUCACUCAUUUUCCUUGACUAGCUGUCUUCCUAUAGUGAACAAAGCCUAUUAAAAAAAACUGCAGAAAAGGUA